This is a messenger RNA of Durusdinium trenchii, 1543 nucleotides long. The record is from the annotation of a GenBank genome assembly. NCBI's taxonomy places the organism in Eukaryota, Dinophyceae, Suessiales, Symbiodiniaceae.
CGGUCCUGCUUUCUCUGCUGCUACCCGUUAUCCCUUAACAUGGAUUAGUACCACCAACAAGGGUGAGCCACCGCGUACUCGGAUGGUCAUCCGCAAAUGACAUAGUUGCAAUAUGUGCCAAGUUGCUUUGGGCCUCUUGAAAUACCUCAAGAUCUGUCUUCAAGACAUUGACCCCAGCACCUCAAAUGACUUGUAGCGCUGUCCCUUUUUUGCAACAGGUAGAGGAAGAGGCGCGUCGACAUGGUGCGAUCUUGAGAUGAAAGUUUGAAAAAGGAAACUCUUCCAGCCACUGUGCACGUCUAGUCGGUGGCUAGAUUUGGACUCUUACUGCUAGGACAUCUUUGUUGCUUUGGGCUUUUUGCCAGCUUGGUUGGUGCUUGUUGUCUGGUGUUUAGGGUGACAGGAACCUUUGACAGGAACCCAGUCAGGUGCUCUUUUUUCAAUGGGCAGGUGGUCGGUUGUUGAAUGGUGGAGUCCUUUGAGACAUGUUGCGUCCAGGCAAGGACUAGUCUAGUUGCAUUCAUGUUGCAUCUCUUGGACUGUUUCAUGAGCAAGGCCAGCAAAAUGGUCAACAACCCCACUGACAAUGGCUGCGAAGUAUGUGUGAGCGUGCCUGUGUGUCCGACUGGGCCAGGUGGAGAACAGCCGAGUUGCAGCGCGGAGACAGAUCUUCCGCUUCCAGAGCUCCUUGCUGAGUGUGGCCGAGUUCGUCGGGGGCCACAGCACCACGUCGGUGCCACCGGUCAGUGCCUUGGCGUGUCUCUACGACCCGCCCUUUGCGUCCUCCGCCUGGGAGCUGAUCAAAGUGGACCUGAGCCCCGUCACUGGUCGCAGGACGACGAGUCUCUCGCUGUGAGGGUGAACUUGCAAGAUGGCCUCCUCGAGCUGGUGCAGGCCUUAGCCAAGGACUUCGGGGAAGAGUUCGCCAUCGGCGCGCAGACCGAGACUGAGACGACCGAGCAGUUGCGGCCGCUCAGCGAGGAGUUCAAGUGCAUCUCUUUGGGCGAGCUCUACUUGCCACCUACGCCUAUUUGUGCUGAUUUGCGGCUUUCUGCGCCAGGAGCCCCAGUCGAUCUGGCACAACACAGCGACAGACCGAGAGCAAAAUAGUUCUGGCAGACACUUGCUCGUAGGGAGCAAGAACAGUCUGGUUUAACGAUCAAGACGAACACCUGAAAGGAGUAAGAGUUCAUGUUCAUUUUUGCACGGUGAAUCUCCGGCAGAUCAACCGCUGCCAUUUUUCAGGCAAUGCACCACCAAUCUGGCUGGCACUGGCAUCGCCACGGCAUCACCUGGAUGCUUCCGAUCGGUUUCUCUAACACAGGGCGGGGCAUGAAAAGUGGUUCUCCGGCAUGGUCCAUGGUGUAACUGAUUUGUGCCCUUGAAUAAGAGCACUAGCCUUGGCAUGUGCGGUUCAGCCGUUCGAUCCUCCCCGAUGCGUUGCGCCGCGUUCUGCGGCGUUCCGCCGUUCUGCCAGCGGUUCCACAGAGGUCUCCCCUCGAUCUGGCAGACAGGUGGUGUCGGCCCAUGCUUCGGUUCCAAU